Molecule: messenger RNA, 1971 nt
Organism: Cucurbita pepo subsp. pepo (vegetable marrow)
Lineage: Eukaryota; Viridiplantae; Streptophyta; Magnoliopsida; Cucurbitales; Cucurbitaceae
Source: RefSeq, a predicted model, not a curated record
AUGGGAUGUUCUUGUCGGAGGCGGUUCUUGAAGCGGUUUUGCGCCGACGAGGUCCAAAUCAAUGGCGGCCUUCAAAGCAGUUUUGACCUCUUGCCUUCCCUUGGCGCCUCCAUCAGCCACUCUACCAGCCUUCCUAAACGCAUCAUUUCCCCUUUCAACCCUUGUUAUCGAGCAUGGGAGAUAUGGGUAGUGAUUCUAGUGAUCUACUCAGCUUGGAUAUGUCCAUUUGAAUUUGCCUUUCUUCCCUACAAACAAAAUGCUCUUUUCAUCUUUGACAACGUUGUCAACGUGUUUUUCGCCGCCGACAUCGUUUUAACAUUCUUUGUCGCAUAUCUCGAUGGUCAAUCCUAUGUUCUCGUCCACGCCCACAAAAAAAUAGCACUCAGGUAUUUGUCUACUUGGUUUGUUUUGGAUGUUUGUUCGACUGCACCAUUACAGUGGAUCAGUUUCUUGCUCACGAACCGAACUGGGGAGGCUGGGUUCAAGCUUUUGAACAUGCUCCGGCUAUGGCGGCUCCGUCGGGUCAGCUCUUUCUUUGCGAGGCUAGAAAAGGACAUCAGGUUAAAUUAUUUCUGGGUCCGUUGCACAAAGCUCAUUUCUGUUACAUUAUUUGCAGUACACUGUGCUGGGUGCUUUAAUUUUGUUAUAGCCGACAAAUAUCCUGUCCCAAAACGAACAUGGAUUGGUGCAGCUAACCCUAAUUUUAAGGAAGAUAGCCUUUGGAACCUCUACGUUACUUCAAUUUAUUGGUCCAUUACCACCUUAACAACCACUGGCUAUGGCGAUCUCCAUGCUGAAAACCCUCAAGAAAUGUUGUUUGAUAUCUUUUACAUGCUCUUCAAUUUGGGCUUGACUUCUUAUCUCAUCGGUAACAUGACGAAUCUCGUCGUUCAUCGGACUAGUCGGACCCAAAAUUUUAGGGAUUCGGUACGAGCUGCGACGGAGUUUGCGUCGAGAAACCAAUUACCGAAUGGGAUACGAGACCAGAUGUUAUCGCAUAUAUGUCUCAAGUUCAAGACGGAGGGAUUGAAGCAACAAGAGACGUUGAAUGAGCUUCCGAAAGCGAUUAGAGCUUCCAUUGCUCAUUAUCUCUUCUACCCAAUUCUUCACAAAGCUUACCUUUUUAAAGGCGUUUCUGAUGACUUUCUUUUCCAAUUGGUAUCAGAUGUGGAGGCCGAGUAUUUCCCACCUAAGGAAGAUAUCAUACUCCAAAACGAAGCUCAAACCGAUCUCUAUAUAUUGGUCUCGGGCAGCGUGGAUCUAAUAUCGAACAUUGAAGGCCAUGAUAAAGUUAUUGGAAGAGCAAUAGGUGGAGAAAUGUUUGGAGAAUUUGGAGUGUUAUGUGAAAAGCCUCAACCUUUCAAAGUUCAAACCUCAAAGCUUUCUCAAAUAUUAAGGCUCAAGAGAGAUUCUUUGUUGUAUAUUAUCCAAUCAAAUUUAGAAGAUGGGAAUAUUAUAAUGAAUAAUUUUUUCAUGGAAUAUGAACGAACGGGCGGUAUUUGGAGUGACGGUGAGCUAAAGAGAAAUGAAAACCGUUGUGAAGAUGAUGAUGAUGUUAUUGAACGAGUAGGGGAAAUGGGAAAGCGAAGAAACGGGAACGUGGGAAGUUUAGACGAACAUCGAAUUGAGUUUGAUGAGCUCGACUCCUUGGAAACUUUGGCGAUUAGCUCUUAUUUGAAUGAUUCGAGAGAAAUCAAGAAAAGGGUUACUGUACAUGUGCAGUCUCGAGAUGGAAGUAAGGUUGAGAGUCAAUAUGGGAAGUUAAUGCUUCUCCCGGGUUCAGUAGAAGAGCUAUGCACAAUUGCAGGGGAAAAGUUUGGAGGGAAAAUGGCCACAAAAGUUAUGAGUGCCGAUAAUGCAGAAAUUGAUGAUAUAAGUGUGAUUCGGGACGGUGACCAUUUGUUUCUUCUUUAUAGUAGUAUUAACAACUGUUCGAUCUCUUUCAUUGGAAUUUGGAGUGUCAAAAAUUAG